This is a messenger RNA of Penicillium waksmanii, 921 nucleotides long. RefSeq lists its product as uncharacterized. Lineage: Eukaryota; Fungi; Ascomycota; Eurotiomycetes; Eurotiales; Aspergillaceae. The record is from RefSeq and is a predicted model, not a curated record. Bases 1 to 921 code for a protein of 306 amino acids. The transcript has a single exon.
AUGCGCCACUUCGACGCCUGGCUGGUCCGCGACCCCUACUCCAUCUGGCAUUACUACUCAACCGGCCGAAAAUGGCAAGACCAAGUCUGCGAGUUGAUUCAUGACCGUGCUAUCUGCUCGCCUGCUGGACCGGGCAUUACAUCAACAUCAACAUCAGCAUCAACAACUCCAUAUACUACUAGUACACCCACAUCCGAAGAACCACUAGACACACCCGGAAUAGACUGGACAGAAAGCACCCCCCAAACAACCCCCUUACUCACAAAAUUACCCUUCGAAAUCCGCACCAUGAUAUGGGGCUACGUCUUCGGCUCCGAUACCCUUCACCUCGUCCAAAUAAAAAACAAAAUAAAGCACGUUAGAUGCACCUCCACCAGCACCAGCACAAACACCGCUCUCACCCACCACCGCCACUGCUGCCCCAAAACCCCAGCCCGGUGGCGCAUCUACGACGGCCGAAUCCCCGGCCACACAGAUAGACUACUCUACCCACACACGCACACCGAUCUACCCUCAACCCUUUCCACCACCCCGGUCACCCUUUUACGAACCUGUAAAGCCCUCUAUGCCGAAACUCAAACAGCACUCUAUAAAAACAACACAAUUGACGUCGAUGACUUAUACACAUUCCUCUCCUUUGCUGGAUCACUCUCAAACCGCGCUAGACGAGCUAUCACGAGUCUGACGGUUCAGUGGAUGCCAGUUUGGACACCGCUUAGUGGGCAGGAGCAUAAGGGGUCUAUAUAUGCGCAUACGCAUAGUGAUGAGCUUUGGGUUAGAUUCUGGAAUUGUGUUGCGAGGGAAUUACCUGGGUUACGGACAUUGAAGUUGAGUGUUGAUUUGGGACGGUUUACGGGGUUGAUGGUUGGUGGCGGGCCGGUUUUGGUGGGGGGGCGGGUUGGGGCAGAGGUUGAAGCUUGA